Molecule: messenger RNA, 5642 nt
Organism: Lutra lutra (Eurasian river otter)
Lineage: Eukaryota; Metazoa; Chordata; Mammalia; Carnivora; Mustelidae
Product: maestro heat-like repeat-containing protein family member 1
Exons: 44
Coding region: 263-5350 (1695 amino acids)
Cellular component (GO): cytoplasm
Source: RefSeq, a predicted model, not a curated record
CUGAGCCACCCAGGUGCCCCUGCAGCAGUUGGGUCGUGUUCCCAGGAGACGUUACCUCUGUGUCAUCUUAACUGCUUCCCUGUAGUGCUGUCGUCUGUCUGGUGUGGGUGAGGAGGACAGAAACAGGGACUGGAGCAGGGUCAGGCCUAAAAAGGAGCUUCCUAUCGGGGCUCCCCAUUGGCAAAACCCAACUGCGAGCCAUAGGACAAGGGGGUUUAUUGGAUAUGGCCUCCAAAACAUUUAACAGAAUGAAGAAGGAGAGAUGUUUAUAGCUAUGAUACAUUCCUCAGAGAUCACUGAGAGGAACCAGGAAUGGGAUACCUCAGGAAAGAACAUUGAGGACAUUGUGGAGGUACUCCAAUCUGCUGAUCAGUUGUCAACAGAUAAUGUCUUUAAAACUCUCAAGUCGCUGAAAGUUAAAAUCCUAAACAACAAGAUGGUACCUCCACUAUGCCAAAAGGUGACCGAUAUCUUCGUUGACUACCUGAGGACCACGAAGCCGGAGGGAGAACUGGAGGAGUUGUGUACUACGGUCCUAAUGGCUCUGGGGUUCCAGUCUCCAGGAAUAGUCAUCUUCAAGCUGUGGGACAGAUGGCACAACACCUUGCCCCCAAAUUGCCUCCUGACUGCAGUGGGGAGACUCAUCCACCGCCAGGAUGCAGCUUCAUAUGUUGGGGUCACAUGGGAAUAUAUCCUGCGCCUUCUGAGGAUGGCCCAAACAGAGGAUGACAUGUUGGCAAUAUGUCAUGUGCUCAAAGGAUUGGUCAUCAGUGCCCGGAAAUAUGUGGAUUUGUCCACUACAGAUGAUGAAAUAAUGGACAUCACAAAAGAGGCCGUGUCCUUCAGGGCUUAUCUCACCCUCAGGCUUCUCUUCAAUCGUUGGUCCCUAAAGACCAACAACAAGGUGACAGAGCAAGCUAUGGUGAUAAUUGGUCACCUCUUCUUCCUCAUGCCAUCCUCCAAACUCAAGAACCAAGUGAACCGGUUAACCCGAUGGUUUAUGACUUUGGUAUCUGCAAAAGUGACACCUUUCUACAUUUCCCAGUGUAUUUACCAACUUAUGGAUGCUCUGGCUCUUAGUGGCUGUGGAGGUAUAAACUUGGAAUCCCAGCUGGAAAAUAUUACAGACAUGCUGUUCAAUCAGCUGAGUGAAACAGUCAAGGAGUCAGAUCCUCACUCUGCACGGAACCAUAUCCUUGCCCUGAAAGCUUUCUACAUCCUAUCCAAGUUAUACAAUGAUCAGGUGGUAUUCUUAAUACAAAAGACCAUGCAAACCAGUGAUCCAGCCAAGAUAGUAUCAGCUCUUCAAGUUUUCAUGGAUGUGUUCCCGGACGUGCCCCAGACAGAGCAACUGAAGAAUGAAGUGAUGCAUUCCGUCGUCAUCAUGAUUCAGGACGAUCUCAAACCAGUGCGGAAGGCCCUCCUGAACUUCAUCAAGAUGCUGGGCCGGCAUAACUACUUGGCCAUGCCCCAGGGGAAUGUCAUCAUCAACUAUGUCAUCAAGCUCAGCGAGUCUGCCUGCUCUAAUGAAGAGGACAUCCAACUAAUGUGUUCCGAAAUCCUACAGAUGGUGUCCUUGCCCAAACUGAUCACCUUGGCAUGCCAGCCCAGCAACACCUUGGCCUUCGUGCUGCUGAGUAAGACAGCCACAAACAUGGCUCUGAAGGCCCGGUCCCUGGGCCAGGUUCCCUAUCUAAGCAGCUUUCACCUCUGCCCUACCCAGUUCAUCUCCCCACAGAAACUUCUGACCCAUCUUGUGGUGUUUUCCCUGAAGUCCUAUAGUGAAAGGGAGCUUGGGAUAAGCUCUCUAAGGCUACUACAUGCCCUGCAUCCUAUCACCUCCUUGCACCCUGUUAUCAACUCAAAUGUGGGCCAGCUGUGGAUGAAGAAGAUCCCCCAGAUGUUGCGGAUUCUGGAUGGUCUGCUUGUUUGGACCAUGUUCUGCACUGAGCAGAUAUGCAGCCCAGAGUUCUGUGCCUCCAGAUUUCCCAGAACACUCUUUCUUGUGCUCAGAGGAUUGGGAAAGAGUAUGGGUUUUGGAACUAGAGACCCAAAUCACACUAAGAAGAAUCUGGAUCAGGAGGAGUGGGAAGACAGGCUGCUCCAGUUUUCAAGCCAGUCGUUAGUGGCCAUCAAUGAUGACAGCUGGCUGGAGCAACUCAUCAAGGUUGUCUUGGAGAGGAUAAAUUAUUUCAGCGAUGGUGAGGAGAAGGCUUUUCUGUAUAAAUUCUUUGGAUUUACCUUGCGGACCUCAAGGAAUAUGAAACUGGUGAAGACGAUGCUUUCCUCUAUUCUACAAAGUGUCCAUGAAGAUAUGCGGGAGAGGGAGGGCAUUGCUACGGCACUGAGUAUCGUGUCCAUGAAGUAUCUAAAGAUAGUCCUGAACCAACUUCAAGAGUACAGUGCUAUCCUCACGGACAAGGGCUCAUCAUUCAUCCUCAAACUAAUGAAGGAACAUCAGCAAAGAGAAUGGGGGUUGGUCUGUAACAUCAUCUACUUAAGCUACAGCAAGAUUAUUUUCGAGAGCAAGGGAGGCAUCGUCACGCAUUUGGACAACAUCCUGGCUUUGGCGCUCCAACACUACCGCAACUGCGUUGUGGAAAAGGAUAAGAACCUGAAGCUGGAGUACCUGGGCGCCUUGAGCAAGCUAACAAACAUCAUUAGCAGCCAGCCCGUGGCCUUUCAGUUCAAGUUUGUUCAGAAACUAGAAAUUGUAACCUUCAUGGUGGAGUUAAUCAGGGAGGAGCCAUUGAAUUCCAUCUCCAGCUCCGUUAGGCUGAGGGCGAUGAAUAUCAUCACUGACUUCAGGAAUCUCAGUCCCCUCAUAGAGGUGGAAGAAAGAACAGAUCUUCUCCGAACAUGUUGUAAGAGUGUGCUCUGCCUGCCACCCACAGAAGUUUUGCUGAAGGAGGCAUCCAGUUCCCAGGAGGCUGAAGACACUGUGGAUUUGUACAGGGAGACCCUGCAAUCCCUUCUAAAGCUAAUGGAGACGCUUAUUUUUGAGAUGCCUUCUCGGAUCCAGUACUCCUUGGAGGUUCUGGACACAUGGCUGAAUUCCCAAAAGGACAAUGAGAGGGAACGGGCCAUGUGGUGUGCUGCCCGUAUUCUUGGCUUCACUGUAAAAACGAAUAACGUUGGAGUGGACAUCGAGUUCACUCGGCUGGGGCGUUUGGUAAGGCUGCUGGCCAUACGCUGCCAGGACCCAGUGGACAACAUCUGCUUCCUGUCUGCACAGGCUGUCUACAACCUCUACUGUAUCCUCCUGCUGCAAAAGCAGACGGGAAGGAAAAAACAGGGCUUGUGGGAAGAAGAGGGCAAGAGUGAAGUCUACAGCGCCAACGUGUUCUAUAACAACACCUUCGAGAUUGCCAAGGCCUUUGCAGAGUACUUCACGCAGAUGCAGCUCACCACCCUGGUGUUGACGGCCAUGGAGGGCCUGACUGACGGCAAGGCCAAGGUGUCUCUGGCAGCGGCCCAGCUGAUGAGCGCGGUCAUGAAAGAGCGGGGCCGAGACAUGAUUAAGAUUGAGGAAAUCGUGGAGGGGAUUCUGGAACGGCUCAACUCCCAGCUGGAGCCCAGUACAAAGGAGGAGGUCGUGCGGGGAGUGUGCUUGCUGGCCGGCAACAACACCCACAGUGUCGUGCCCUUGCUUCUCAGCAAGUCCCUGCCUUGGGAUAGAACCAGUCUGGCCCUAUGGAAGGCAUUUGGCACCCGGCGAGAGACCACGAUCAGUGUCCUGCAGCUGCUCAUCGGCAUCCUGGAAAAACUCCACUCCAGAGAGGAGACUGAGGAGAUGGCCUUCCAGCCUGUGGCGGUGACAUGUGCCCUGUGUGAGAUGCUAUCAGGGUCCCUGUGCCAGGAGGCCGUCCAGGAGCUCUACCCCCGGCUCUUGAUGGCUAUAUUAUGUCAUCUCUGCUGGGUGAUUGAGCAAAAUGUCCCCCAGAAGAUGGUGGUGUAUAGCAAGGAGGGGGGCCCAGGCAGCAAGAGCAAGCCCUUUGACCCCACGAGUUGUGCCCUGGAGGUCGUGAAGUUGGUGUUCUUGGCCGCUGCAUAUGAUGGAGUGGUGACCUAUGCAAAUCAGCAUCACUGCUGGGACCUUCUGUCCUGCCCCAGGUUUUACUACAUAGGGAUCAUGGACCUGACAAGCGGCAUUGUGAAGACCUGUGAGCCUGCCGUCCUGCACCGGGUCCUCAACCUUGUCAGAAACUACCUCUAUAGCUCCAGCUACCAUCAAAAGAUCCUGGCCAGGACUUUCUAUGCACAGCUCCUCUGGCACCGGUCAGUGGCUCAGACUCUGGGACAAGACUUUCUGAGCAAUCUGAUCAAGUGGGUCAAAGACCCCAACCUCAUUAUGAAAGAAGUCGGGCUUCGUGGAAUCAGUAACCUGGCACUGCACCCAGGACAAUCAGAAUCGCUGAAGGGCCAGGUUCCAUUCUUGCGAGACUUGCUGAAGAAUGAAGCACGGGUAACAGUGCAGGCAGUCAAGAGCCUACGGAACAUCAUCUGUCAUGGGAAGGGAGAGGACACAAAAGUGGUUUUUUGCAGCAUCUCCAAGCAACUUCGUCCACUCAUCAAUGAUGAGAGGGACCAGGUGAAGAUCUCCGCCACCUCUGCCCUGGGCUACAUGUUGCGUCACAUUUACAAAUUCAAGCCUGGACUCUCCACCCGAAGAGAGAUCUACAGUUUCCUAGUCCCGCUGCUGCUUAGCUUUCAGGAUAACAACCCUGAGGUAGUCAAGGCCUGCGGAGGGGCCCUGACGGAGUGGACCACUGUGAUCGGCUGGUCAUCACUGACCCACAUAUUCAAGCACGCCACCCUCAGCGAUCACAUCCAGGUGUUGGAAGAGACGUGCAAGUACCUGGUGAGCACAAGCAAAACCCAGCUGGUGGGGGACUUACUGUCCCAGAGCUUCGACUUCCUGAAGAGCCCUCAGUCCUUCCUAAGAGCAGCUGCCAUCAGCUUCAUAGGAUUAACAACUAAGAAGCUAAACAUGACUCAAAUAGAUGAUGAUGAUGUGGAGAUCAUACAGACUGCUAUUGGAAGUCUGAGGAAUGAUCCUGUGGAGUCUGUGCAGUCUUUGGUCAAUACAACUCUGAAAAAAAUUGAUGAAUAUGUUAACUCCGGGUUUGUCUCUACUUCCAGGAUGAGCCAGCUGAGUAAUAACAUCUUCAAAGUCACUGGCAUGAAAACCCCAAAAAGAAAGAAGCGGCUGUUUAAGAGUGUCAAACGGGAAAGAGAUGACAAUCAGGAAAUCUGGAAGUGGCUUCAAAGCCCUCUGAAUUCACUGCGCAAGCGGUACAAUAGGAGGGUGAAAAAUAUUCCAGUCGUAAUAGGCAAUUCAGAGAAAUAGUCAGUAUGGUCAUAGGUCCCGACGUCUGGAAAUCCACCUGCAGAGGCCGGGCCCGCCUAAACUAAAUUGCUCCAACUGCUCUGGGACUAAAGCCUUUUCCAUUUGUUCGUCCAGAUGUCAGGACUUUGCCUCCCAGUAGCUCUCUGACCAUAGUCCCACCGGAUGGGCUACUUUGGGAUUACACCCAAGGAGGCACUUUUGAUCUUAGAAGACAUAGUGUGUUUCUGGUCCUUUGUCUCCCUUGGGGAUUGCUGGCCACCAGCAUAUUCAUUUGUCAAUAAAACUUAUUUUC